AUUAUAUUAUAAUACUGUUACAUCAUUAAUCUUUUAUCAUAAACUGUCAAAACUAUGUUCGUGACAGCUAACAAAGAAGCAUAAUUGACUAUAUAAUAAUAUACUAAUAAAACCGUGCAUUAUACUUAUUUUAAAGUGGAUUAUUUUUAUCAUUUAGAAAUAAAGUUUCUGAAUCCAAAACUUCAAUGACCAAUAUGUCGAUUAAACGUGUGGAAAAACGAUGUGAUGAUAUAAUAAAAUCACAAAAUGACGACCGAUUAUACAGGGGUUUAGUACUCGCUAAUAAAAUGAAAGUACUUUUAAUCAGCGAUUCAACAACUGAUAAAAGUGCUGCUGCAAUGAAUGUUAACAUUGGUUACAUGUGCGAUCCAGAUGAUCUGCCUGGAUUAGCGCACUUCUGCGAACAUAUGUUGUUCUUGGGAACAGAGAAAUAUCCUCAACAGAAUGAUCACGAAACGUACUUGUCGCAAAAUGGCGGCAAUACCGAUGCUUACACAGAUACUGAUCACACUGUUUAUAUGUUCGAUAUAACACCUGAGAAGUUGGAAGGUGCUUUAGAUCGUUUUGCGCAGUUUUUCUUAGCACCACUCUUCACGGAAAUCAUGAUCGAACGCGAGUUGAAUGCUGUAAAUUCAGAACAUGAACAACAUUUAGCAGAUGAUGAUUGGCGAUUUGAUCAAUUAAACAAGUCGUCUGCGUGUCCCGAUCAUGCGUUUUCAAAAUUCAAUACAGGCAAUAGAGAAACAUUAGACAUAAUACCGAAACAAAGGGGCAUCAAUGUUCGAGAUAAACUUCUUGAAUUUUAUGAAAAAUAUUAUUCUGCUAAUAUUAUGUCAUUGUGUGUUCUCGGCAAAGGUACGAUGAUAAUAACCAAAAUCUCUUAUAUUAGGUAUUUGAAAAAUUUCGCUGCAGAUCAGCCUCAUGAACAUGCACGUUACUAUCUUAAAGUCUUACUGACAGAGCAUGUUUGCCUUAAGGAUGAAUUACUAGACUCAACUACUUAUUUAUCUGUGGAGAGACUCCAAUGGUUUAUACCGCAGCUAUAUAAUAAAGUUCAUGUGGAAUGCAUAAUACACGGUAAUGUGACUAAGCUAGAAGCCAUAGAUAUAGUUAAACUAAUUGAAUCUAAAUUGAUAAAUAAUGUGUCUCCCCCAAUACCUUUGUUGCAAAGGCAACUAGUAUUGAAUCGUGAAAUUAAAUUAGAAGAUGGUGGAGGAGCGCAAGGUCUGCGAAUUUUGGUUCAAGGUGACAAGCCUCCACAAUAUCCCGAAUAUUACGUUUCUCAUCUGCUUGGACACCAAGGAGGAGGCUCGUUAUUAUCAGCUUUAAAGGCCAGGGGUUGGUGUAACUCUCUGACAUGUGAGAGAGAAGAACUUAAUAAUGCCAGAGGCUUCAAUUUUUUAAGUAUUUUUGUUGAUCUAACCGAGGAAGGAAUUAAACAUGUUGAAGAUAUUGUUCAAUUGACAUUUCAGUAUAUCAAUAUGCUCAAGUUGAAUGGCCCAAUCGAAUGGAUUUAUAAUGAAUAUAGAGAUAUCGCGAAUAUAAAUUUUUGUUUUCAAGAGAAGCAUUUACCUAUGAGUUACGUGUCUUCUAUAGUUCACAAACUGCAAGAAUAUCCCAUGACUGAAGUUUUGUGUGCAAAACGUGUUUUCAAUGAAUGGCGACCGGAUUUGAUCGACGAAAUAAUGAAAUAUUUGACACCAGAAAAUAUCAGAAUUCACCUUGCUGCAAAAUCAUGUGACAAUAUAGCAAAUGAAACCGAAAAUUGGUAUGGCACUAAAUAUAAGAAAGAGAAAAUAUCCAAGGAAACAAUGGAUAUAUGGAACAAUGCUGGCUAUAAUUCGGAUUUGAAAUUGCCUUCUAAGAAUGAAUUUAUACCUACUAAAUUUGAUAUCAAACCUGAAACUAAUGUAAAAACGUUUCCUAUUAUUUUACAAGAUACUUCAUUUAUAAGGCUUUGGUAUAAAAAAGAUAACGAAUUUUUUGUACCAAAAACGUGGAUGAUGUUCGAAUUUGUCAGUCCGGUUGCCUUUAUGGAUCCUGUUAAUUGCAAUUUGACUUAUAUGUUUAUCCAACUACUUCGUGAUUCUCUAAAUGAACAUAUAUAUGAUGCUGAUUUAGCUGGUCUAGAAUGGGAAAUUGAUUAUUCUAAAAAUGGAAUAAUUGAUUAUAUAUCUACUAUGUCUGAAGAGCAAUUUCAGAAACACAAGAAAGCUGUGAUCACAUUACAUUUGGUGAAACCAAGAAUGUUGAGUGGACGAUGUAAUUUAUAUUGGAAUGAAAUUAUAACCCAACAAUAUAACUUUGAUCGAGUAAAUAUCGAAGUCUCUUACUUGGAGACGAUAACGCAACAGCAGUUAUUUAAUUUUUAUAAGGAAAAUGUACAUAGCAAAACUCAACCUAAAUUGUCAGUCCAUGUGAUAUCUAAUAACAUCAAUAAAAACAAUCCGAUCGAUAAUACCAAAAAAGUUGCCGAUUUAUCAUUCGAUGAAGAAGUUAAGAAAAUCGACGAUAUUUUGUCAUUUAAAAAUAGUCAAACUUUAUAUCCUCUAUUAAAACCAUUUAACGAAUAUCCUAGAAAGGGUAUACGCCAUUCUAAAUUAUAAAAGGAAUGAUGAGAUAUCAAUUUAUAUGAAUAAAUUUGUCAUCUACGAUCUUCUUGUUUCAAACAUAUAUUUAGAUUUAGAUUAUGGUUUAUUCUUUACGCGGCAUUGACAGGCGUUCUUUUUCAUUAUUUACCUUUUAGUUAUUAUGAUGAAUAUCACGUGUCUCAGUAGUCGAAUGCUUAAGACUCUCAUACAGAAAGUGAGUGAUCCAAGUUCUAUUCCUAAUUGGGAUGAUAUUUUUCGUAAUAAAAAUUUCGUUGAAUGAAGAUUGUUGAUUUUCAAAAUUAAUUAUCGAUUUAUGAAGAAAAUGAAUCCAUGUAUCGUUUUGAGUGAGCUACACGCAAGUAAUUAUAACAAUACGUAGUUUAUGAUAUGAAACACUCUGCCUUAAAUUUAUAUAUAUUAUUUCAAAAAACAAAUUAUUCACUAAGAUAUUGUCUGUCGAUUAAUACCAUCUAUAAUCUUUUUAUUUAAGUAAAUGAAUUUUUAAAUGCAUAAUAUUAAU
Molecule: messenger RNA, 3111 nt
Organism: Pogonomyrmex barbatus (red harvester ant)
Lineage: Eukaryota; Metazoa; Arthropoda; Insecta; Hymenoptera; Formicidae
Product: insulin-degrading enzyme-like
Biological process (GO): peptide catabolic process
Cellular component (GO): cytosol; mitochondrion
Molecular function (GO): metalloendopeptidase activity; metal ion binding
Source: RefSeq, a predicted model, not a curated record